Molecule: messenger RNA, 1558 nt
Organism: Drosophila sulfurigaster albostrigata
Lineage: Eukaryota; Metazoa; Arthropoda; Insecta; Diptera; Drosophilidae
Product: facilitated trehalose transporter Tret1-2 homolog
Exons: 1
Coding region: 47-1462 (471 amino acids)
Biological process (GO): carbohydrate transport; transmembrane transport
Cellular component (GO): membrane
Molecular function (GO): sugar transmembrane transporter activity
Source: RefSeq, a predicted model, not a curated record
AUCAGUUUAGUUUCGACCAUCAAAACGUCUAGAACGGAAAGCAAAGAUGUCCAAGGCAAAGGUAUUGCCACAAUACAUAGCGGGUUUGUCCGCGGCUUUUGGUGCCUUCUGCAUGGGCGCCAGCAUGGGUUGGUCAGCGCCUGUGGAGCAGAUGCUGACGAAGGAAGAAGCCUAUGGCUUUCCGAUAUCCGAUGAUGAGUUCGGCUGGAUCUCAUCCCUGUUGACGUUGGGUGCCACCUGUGUGUGCAUUCCGGCGGGUUUCGUCAUCGAUUGGAUUGGCCGCAAGCCGACAAUGUUGGCAUUGAUUCCGCCUUACAUGGUUGGCUGGAUUCUGAUGAUCUUUGCCAAUAAUGUGGCCAUGUUGUACUUUGGUCGUUUCAUUCUCGGUGUGUGCGGCGGAGCGUUCUGUGUCACCGCCUCCAUGUAUACCACGGAGAUUUCCACCCUUUCCACACGUGGCACACUCGGCAGCUUUUUCCAGUUGAACACGGUAUCGGGAUUGCUCUAUGGCUACAUAGUGGGCGGCUAUUUGCCGCUCUUAACUAUCAACAUACUGUGCGCCAUUUUGCCACUGAUCUUUGUUACCGUGCAUUUCUUUAUGCCGGAAUCGCCCGUCUAUUUGGCCAUGAAGAAUCGUCCCGAAGAUGCGACCAAAUCGUUGAAAUGGCUACGUGGCCAGGACUUUGAUGUCAGUGAUGAGCUAAAGGAGAUCAUGGAGGAGACCAACAAGCAAGACGAUAAGCCCAAGGAAAGCGUUUGGAAAGCUCUGCGUCGCCCAUUGACGCUCAAGGGAAUUGGAAUUGCUGUUAUCCUGCAGGCACUGCAGCAAUGGACGGGCAUCAAUGCCAUUAUGUUCUAUUCGACAUCGAUCUUCGAGGAUGUUGGCUCCGGUCUCUCUGGAACCAUUUGCACCAUUCUCAUUGGCGCCACGCAAGUGGUAAUGACAUUGAUUGCCACGAUGAUCAUCGACAAGGCUGGACGUCGCAUUCUCUUGCUCAUCUCAUCCGUAUUCAUGGCCAUUACCACCUGCCUGAUGGGCGUCUAUUUCAUCAUGCAGGAAAGCGAUCCAAGCUCUGUGGAGUCUCUUGGCUGGCUGCCCAUCACCAGCAUUCUGCUCUUCAUCGUCUUCUUCUCCAUUGGCUUUGGUCCCGUUCCCUGGCUUCUUAUGGCCGAGCUCUUCACCGAUGAUGUGAAGAGUGUCGCUGGCUCCAUUGCGGGCACCAGCAAUUGGUUCUCCGCCUUCUUGGUCACCAAAUUGUUUCCACUGCUGAAGAACGCAAUUGGCUCGGCGCCCACAUUCUGGAUCUUCACGGUCAUCGCCAUCAUUGCCAUCUUCUACUGUAUGUUCUUUGUACCCGAGACAAAGGGCAAAACCCUUAUUGAGAUUCAACACAUCCUUGCCGGUGGCAAGUUGCCUCCCAAGAAUGAGACAGAGACGGAGACGGAAGCAGAAAAGCAUUAAAACUGUACUUGUAUAUAUGUUAUUACAUACUUCUAGGUAUAGUUUAUAGCUUUAGUCCAUAUUGAUUAGAAUAAAACAUUAUUAUUCCAUACCAAA